AUGACUUUUGAUGAUAAUACAAUUGAUAUUCAUUUAACAAAACUUGUUGAUUGGCUUGUUGAUCGUCGUCAUUGUUCAAAAGAUUGGAAUGAAAGAUCUGUUGCUAUUCGAGCAAAAAUUCAACAAGCGAUCUUAGAUAUGCCUGAACAUGAUGAAAUCAAAAGAUUACUUGGAUCUUCAUAUUUGGAUUAUUUUUGUUGUUUGAAAAUUGUUGAAAUAUUAAAAGAAACAGAAAAAGAAAGUAAAAAUAUGUUUGGAAUGUAUUCGUCUCAACGAAUGAAAGAUUGGCGAACAAUCGUUUCAAAUUACGAAAAAAAUUCGGUUUAUCUAGUUGAAAGUGCACAAAUUCUUCAACGAAAUGUUGCAUUUGAAAUUCCUGCUUUAAGAAAACAUAUCAAUAAAUGUCAACAAAUUCGUGAUGAAUGUCACACACGUCAUGCGGAAUUAGAAAAGAAUAUUCAUGAAAUUGAGAAACAAUACACUCAAUUGUGUCAUGAUAUGUCGAUUAAAGGUGAAAAUGUCCAAAAAGAAUUAAUUCAACGUAUUGAAUAUUUACCCAAUAUUUGUACGGAAUUAGUCAAUGGUGAAACAAGUUUAAUCGGUUUAUUGAAACCAACUGUAGAGUUUUAUAUUGAAUUUAUGAAACAUUUUCAUUCAACAACAAAAUCUGAUAAUGAAGAAUAUCUUCCGAUAUUGAAAUAUUUAAUUCAAUAUGGAAAUACAACUGUUUAUCAAUGGAAAACAGGUGGUCAUGCUCCUGUUAGUAUUGAACGACCCGCAUUGAAUUACAAAUUUGCAGAAGCUGCAGAAAUGAACGAAACAGAACCGAACAUCAUUCUUGGUUUAGACGAUGAUGACAAUUUGGCAACAACAAUUGAAGGAAUUGAAGUGAAACAAACAGCUGAACAAUCGGAUGUGAUUGAUUUUGAUAUUGAACCAGAAAUUGAUUGGUCUGCCAUUGACACAGUUCCUGAACUACUUGAUCCAGCCUUGACAUCGAAUGGUACUCAUCCAAAUUCAAUUCCUGAUGCGCUAAGAGAGGCAGCAACUAAUGGAGCGACUCAUCCAACGGAUGAUGGAAUUGCUCGUGGAAAUGAUGCAUUAACUUUGUUGGAAAAUCGUCAAACAUAUACAUUGUUUAUUCACGAACUUCAUCGAAUUCAAUCGUUUUUAAAACAACGUCUCAACGAAUAUCACGUUAAUGAAACGAUUUUGAUGACGUUUAUCAUGCAAAAUGCACCAAGUUCCGUUCAAAAAAUCAAUGAAAAUGAUUUGAAAACAUUUUUGAAAAAUAUUGAUUCGAUCUUUACAUCGGUUGCUCAACGACAGAUAGAUCGUCUAUUUUCCAUGCGUGAUUCGUAUAAAUUUGUUGAUCGUCUUGUCAAUUCUUUUCAACAAAAGAAAGUUGCAGUGGAAAGAAAUCGUCUGCAACAAAAAGAAUUAGAAGAAAAAGCAGCAAAUUCGUUGAAAGAAGAACAGGAAAUCAAAGAGAAACUGAAUCUUUUAAUUUCUUAUACUAAACAACUUAAAGAACAGGUUGCAAAAGAAAUUUCCGUGAAAAAAUGCCAAAACCGACGUGGUCAUGCUCCUGUUAGUAUUGAACGACCCGCAUUGAAUUACAAAUUUGCAGAAGCUGCAGAAAUCGACGAAACAGAACCGAAUAUCAUUCUUGGUUUAGACGAUGAUGACAAUUUGGCAACAACAAUUGAAGGAAUUGAAGUGAAACAAACAGCUGAACAAUCGGAUGUGAUUGAUUUUGAUAUUGAACCAGAUAUUGAUUGGUCUGCCAUUGACACAGUUCCUGAAUUACUUGAUCCAGCCUUGACAUCGAAUGGUACUCAUCCAAAUUCAAUUCCUGAUGCGCUAAGAGAAGCAGCGACUAAUGGAGCGACUCAUCCAACGGAUGAUGGAAUUGCUCGUGGAAAUGAUGCAUUGACUUUGUUGGAAAAUCGUCAAACAUAUACAUUGUUUAUUCACGAACUUCAUCGAAUUCAAUCGUUUUUAAAACAACGUCUCAACGAAUAUCACGUUAAUGAAACGAUUUUGAUGACAUUUAUUAUGCAAAAUGCACCAAGUUCCAUUCAAAAAAUCAAUGAAAACGAUUUGAAAACAUUUUUGAAAAAUAUUGAUUCGAUCUUUACAUCGGUUGCUCAACGACAAAUAGAUCGUCUAUUUUCCAUGCGUGAUUCGUAUAAAUUUGUUGAUCGUCUUGUCAAUUCUUUUCAACAAAAGAAAGUUGCAGUGGAAAGAAAUCGUCUACAACAAAAAGAAUUAGAAGAAAAAGCAGCAAAUUCGUUGAAAGAAGAACAGGAAAUCAAAGAGAAACUGAAUCUUUUAAUCUCUUAUACUAAACAACUUAAAGAACAGGUUGCAAAAGAAAUUUCCGUGAAAAAAUGCCAAAACCGACGUAUCAAUAUUAUGGGCGAAAUCAACACAUUAUAA
Adineta ricciae is the source of this 2442-nucleotide messenger RNA. Lineage: Eukaryota; Metazoa; Rotifera; Eurotatoria; Adinetida; Adinetidae. The record is from the annotation of a GenBank genome assembly.